GGAGGACCUCAGAGCAGUGGACACCUGGUGGGAAGAGACCUAAGACAUUGCCAGCGACAGAUCUUUAUGGAGACAGCUUGUCGCCCAUUGUGCGCGAGAGGAUCUAAGUUAGAUCUAGUCGCGGAAUCGAAGACAUUACCAAUAUUAUUAUAGAAUGACUAAAUGAUGGCCAACAAUGUGUCAGAAGAAGCAGACUUAAGAACACCUCUUUUAGGAAGUCGAGUAGGUUCUGUACAUUACAAUGAAAUCCCCUACAGACCUGGAAGUGCUAUUGGUGUUCCCAGCACAGUUGUUGAACCACCCAACGAGUACAGAAGCCGUUGGCGAUCCAUUCGUGUCAUGUACCUCACUAUGUUCCUUGGGUCUGUCACUUUUACUAUCACAAUGUCAUCACUCUGGCCCUUCUUGCUAGUGCUUAACCCUUCAACGUCGGCAAGUUUCUUAGGAUGGGUCGUAGCGUCAUACAGCUUAGGUCAGCUUGCGGCCUCACCAUUCUUUGGUGGUUGGUCCAAUUUUCGCAGCUCAAGCAGAGAACCACUUACUGUCAGCUUGUUGCUGACAACAUUUUCAAACAUAUUCUACAUGUACCUCCAGUCAUUGCCUUCUCACAAUGAUUAUUACAUGAUACUUGCGCGGGGACUUAUUGGAUUUAGUGCAGGUAAUGUUGCUGUAGUGAGAUCCUAUAUAUCUGGAGCUACCACUGUUAAAGAAAGAACAAGUACCAUGGCCAACUUAAGUAUCUUUCAAGCUAUGGGCUUCAUACUGGGACCUGUAAUUCAGUCUGCUCUUGUUCCCGUGGGUUACCCUGGACCAGUGGAGUCAGCCGGCUUUCACUUCAACAUGUACACUGCUCCAGCUUUCUUUGCCGUUGUUGUGGCUGUCAUCAACCUGCUGCUGCUCAUAUUUGUCUUCAGGGAGCACAGGGUGUAUAAUGGGGACAUGACUGCCAAUAUCCAAGGCAGAGAAGGUGAUGAUGAUACCCAGAUUUCAAAAUCAACAGAUUCAGUUCAAACUUUGGACUACAAACCUGAUUACAUUGCGGUCAUCUCAACGAUAUUUUUGUUUUUCAUUGUGCUCUUCAUUUUCACAGUUUUUGAAACGAUUGGAACUCCAUUAACCAUGCACAUGUAUGCCUGGACAAAGGCGAAGGCAACUCUGUAUCAAGGCAUUACUCUGGGUGUUGCUGGAGCAUUAUCUAUUGUAGUAUUUGUUGUCACUAAAAUGGUUGUUCAAAGAGUCUCAGAGCGCUAUCUGCUGUUCUUUGGAUUUUGUUUUUGUCUUGGUGGAAUGUUUGUGUUGAUUCCUUGGGGACAUGUGCUCCCACCUAGAGGACUUGCACCAAUAAAUCCUCAAAAUAGUUCUGAAACUUACAGUGGAAUGUAUGCAUUGGUAGAGGCUUUGACUGCUACUGACUCGCCAACGAUCUAUGCUCCCGAAAACUUGAAUAGUGAGGUGGGCAUACAGACAGAUGUAACAAUUACCGCUAUUCCGUUGGGCAAUACAACAACUGUCUACUCACCACAGGGCUGCCCUUGGAAUUAUGAUUGGUGCAAUUAUGUUCCAGUGAUUCACAUAGCCCAAUAUUUUGGGGCAACUGUGUUGAUAAGUAUUGGCUAUCCCAUGUGUAACUUACUAAGCUACACAAUCUACUCUAAAGUGCUGGGGCCAAAACCACAGGGAUUGUGGAUGGGCUGGCUGACAGCGUCUGGAAGUUUGGCUCGCACAGUUGGCCCAAUUUAUGUCUCUCAAGUCUACGACUUGUUUGGCCCUCAGGUAACCUUUGGCAGCUGUUGUGGAAUAGUUUUCCUGACACUUUGUUUUUAUCUCAUCGUCUGCAAACGAUUAGUGCCCUUCUCAUUCAAAGACACUUCAUUGCCACGCUUUGGAGGAAGUGAACAGCACAGAGAUGCUUAGUGGGAGCUAUCUAAAAAGCACUACUCUACCGUAUGUUUGAUUAAGCUACUAGAAGUAUUAAUUUAUUACAGUAUUCAAAAAGUAUAUUUGAAUACGAAAAUUUUGCUAGAUACAAUGAAUACAUUCCUAAGUAACAGACACUACUACUCUGUUAUGAUUAAAGAAUAUAUAUCUGAUGUUUUUCAAUGAUAUUAUGACAUUGUUUAAGACUACUGCUGAAAUCUAAACCCUGAUUGUUUUUAAUUACAUUUUCUCAUGUAGAAUAAUUAUUUUCUCAUUUACAUAAUUAUUUUCUCAUUUACAUAAUUAUUUUCUUACAUAAUUAUUUUCUCAUUUACAUAAUUAUUUUCUCAUUUACAUAAUUAUUUUCUCAUUUAUAUAAUUAUUUUCUCAUUUACAUAAUUAUUUUCUCAUGCACAUAUAUAUUUUCUCAUUCACAUAAUUAUUUUCUUGUUUACAUAUUUUUAUCACAACUGCAUUCCUAAAAAAAAUAUAUUUCACAAUAUUGUCCAAAAAAUAUUUUUUUAAUUCUUCAAACUAAUCAAUCAAUAGGUUUAAUUUUGCACUUUGCAUUGUUUUUUUUUGGUUUUAAACUAAUAAAAUUAUAUUUUUUCCUAAUGUUAAAUUGCAUUAUUUUUUGAGUACAUAUUCUUUUUUCAACAAUCUAAAUUCUUUAUACCAAAUUUUUAAGUCUGUGUUGUCAAUAUUAUUUGAGACACGCCCCACAGUCAUUCCAUUUUUUUUUCGUGCUAUGUGCAUUUUGUACAUCCAUUUAAAAAAAAAUAAAAAUAAAAAAAUAGUAAUAGUAAUAAAUCUUGUCUUUGAAGUCCAAAGAUUAAGUUCAGUAUUUCAUGUUACUAUGCCAAUAUUCAGAAGAAAAAAUGAAUCCUUUUUCGUAAGCUACCUAAAGGUUUAGUUUUUAUUUGUGCACUCAAAGAGCUUCAACUCAUAUGACCUUCAUUUCAUCCAUAAACCUAAACAAAUUCAAAGAAUGUAAACCACAUUUGUUUAAAGCCAUAAUAUGUUCACAAAUGAUCUCUGUCUUUUUUUUUAUCAUUUGUAUUUGAUAUAGAAAAACUCUAAUUUCUAAAAGAAAAUUGGUCCAAAGGCUGUAAUUAAUUAUUCUGGAUUUCCUGUUGAAGCAUCUAACAAAAAAAUAUAUUUACAAAAUAUUUAUCUUAAGGGUCAAAUAUCAAAAUGUUUAAGUUAUACAGAAACCUAAUAUUUGUGUUAUAUCUUUAAUAUGCAAAAAAACAUAAACAAGCCAGUUCUUCAAAAUAUAAAGCUAUAUAGGAACUUCAUUUUUCUGUUGUGUUGUUUUUUUUUUAUGUCUUGAACCAUAAUGGCAACCAGCUAAACAUUGAGGUUAGUGAUAUUUUGAAAAUGGCAUGUUGAAUUAGAGGUUUCAUUUUAUGUCAUAACACAUUUCUUUUUAAACUUUUGAUAAUCUAUUUCUUUUUCUUUUUUAAAUUCAAGCUUAUAAUGAUUAUAUAUCUCAUUUGUUUUAUUUAAUCUAAAGUUGUUUGUUUAUCUGUAAAUGUAUUUAAAUUAUUGAAUGUUUUUUUUAGUAUUUAAUCUGUAAAUGUAUUUAAAUUAUUCAAUGUUUUUUGUAGAUGUGUAGAGUAAGUAGUUGUUUUGAUAGCAUAAUGUACUAACACAAGUAUAUUAUUAUUAUUUAUGAUCCCUAAUAUUGUGACACCCUGCGCAUUAACCAUUGGCCAAAGAAACAGAUGACCUAAACAUCAUCUGCCCUACAGACCGCAUGGUCGGGAAGGGGAACAAGUUUGGGGAUGGGGGGGGGGAGGGGUUUGUCGUUGGCAAAUGAUGUUUAUGUUUGUGUGUUUUUAUCUGAUUCAGAUAAAUUGAACUUUUUAUGUCUGUCAGUGAACAGCUUUCCUCCACUACAUCCAUACUUAAUGACAUCCAGUUGGUCUACUGUAUGUGAAGAAGAACUGUAUGUUACAAGAAGUCCUUGUAUAGAAUACCUCAAAUAACUUUAGCUGGCAUUUAAUUUUUAUGGAUAAAUUGUACAGUUUUUAAGUGGUAUAGCACUUGUCAUCUGAACUGGGAAUCCCAGGCUUGAAUACUAGUGAAGACUUCGGAUGCCUAUGAGUCCACCAGCUCUAGUUAGUUUGGAAAAGUAAAGGCGGUUGGUCCUUGUGCUGGCCACAUGAUACCCUCAUGAACCGUGGGCCACAGAAACAGAUGGCCUUUACAUCAUAUAGACCGCAAGGUCUGAAAGGGGAACUUUACUUUUUAACCUGUGUAGGCCUACCUUGUAACCGAUUCACACUCUACAAACCAGUGCAGUUGACAUACAAUGAAAGAAACAUUAUAUGAACCUGAUGUUGAGGCAAAACUCCAUUAGCUAAGAAUAUUACAUUGUCCUAUACCAGCAGCUGACUAAAUGUUUCCAUAUAUAAUCUAUUCUAAUCUAUAUGAUAUAAGAUAUAUAUCAGUUUCUGUGGUUUGAAGUUCUGAGUUCAUAAGCCUGGCAUUCCAAGAGUCCAUCAGACCAGUUCUUCAUUUUUAGCUCACCACUCAACCAAGGGGAGGCGCGGUGGCUGAGCGGUAAAGCGCUUGGCUUCCGAACCGGGGAACGGGAUUCGAAUCCUGGUGAAGACUGGGAUUUUUAAUUUCGGUAUCCUCUGAGUCCACCCAGCUCUAAUGGGUACCUGACAUUAGUUAGGGAAAAGUAAAGGCGGUUGGUCGUUGUGCUGGCCACAUGACACCCUUGUUAAUCGUAGGCCACAGAAACAGAUGACCUUUAUAUCAUCUGCCCUAUAGACCACAAGGUCUGAAAGGUGAACUUUACUGUUUUUUUUAACUCAACCAAGGAAGAGUUUCUCUUGCUGUACAAACUGUUGUUAUUAUAUCAGGCUCUAAUUUUUAUAUUUUGUACGUAUGUUGUGUAUACAUGCCAUAGACCAGCGGUUCUCAACCUUUUAAGCUCAGCGACCCCUUUUUUACAAUCCCCCACUCUGACGCGACCCCCCCCCCCCCCACAUACACACACAGCAAUAGAAGAGUAGACAAAAACAAUCCAUUUUUUCAAUGGUCUUUGGCGACCCCUGGCAAAUUGACAAUCGACCCCCAAGGGGGUCGCGACCCACAGGUUGAGAACCCCUUCCAUAGACAAAAUAAAACAAGGCCUUUAGACUUUAGGCUUAAGAAUUGUUUUCCCCGGCACUCUGUUAAUCUCACAGUGUAUUGAGGUAAAAUGGUAAGAAAUAUAACAUGUGAAGAAUGUAAUUAUAAAUGCAAAAUGGACAUACAUUAUAUUAAGUUUGCUUUAUAUCAAACCUUACCUAGUAAUUUAAUUGUUUCACACACAAAAAAUUAAAAAGUUAUUAAUUUC
Biomphalaria glabrata is the source of this 5272-nucleotide messenger RNA. Its product is annotated as major facilitator superfamily domain-containing protein 8-like. Gene Ontology annotation, cellular component: lysosomal membrane. Gene Ontology annotation, molecular function: transmembrane transporter activity. NCBI's taxonomy places the organism in Eukaryota, Metazoa, Mollusca, Gastropoda, Planorbidae. Gene Ontology annotation, biological process: transmembrane transport. Bases 163 to 1914 code for a protein of 583 amino acids. The record is from RefSeq and is a predicted model, not a curated record. The transcript has 11 exons.